This is a messenger RNA of Prorocentrum cordatum, 1509 nucleotides long. The record is from the annotation of a GenBank genome assembly. NCBI's taxonomy places the organism in Eukaryota, Dinophyceae, Prorocentrales, Prorocentraceae.
GGUGGCGGUGGUGUAUAUGCUUGGGGCCCGCCGCCCAUGGCGCGCGCCCUCCCGUGGCGGGUGGCACGGGCGUGCACGGGCGCAGGGCGCGAGGAGCGGCCAGCCCGGAUGCCUUGGCGGGCGGCGCGCGCCCCCUGAGAUGUCCGAGGUGACGGAGCAGCUGCAGCAUCGCAUGCGUUUGCUCAUUAAUUCUUUUGGAGAGGCGAGGCCACAACGCGAGCUGGCUUGAGUACGCAUGCGUCGUCCUGCACAGGCUCCUGAAGAUGCUCGAGCCGCUCCUUCGACGCCCUGCGAAGUCUCCUCACGCGGGCAAGACGGUGCUGGUGACGACGGGCCGCCAGGCCAAGACGCUUCACGGCGUCAGGGCCCUGAAGGAGAUCGGCUGCCGCGUCAUCGUGACGGACUACCAGGAGAUGAGCGCCAGUGCCGUCUCCACUGCGUGUGACGGCACGGCCACUUUGGCACCGCUGGACCCACGAAGUGUGGGGUACUGGGUGGACCAUCUAGAGAGGAUCAUCCGCAGAGAGAACGUGGACCUGGUGCUGCCAAUGUCCACCAUCAACGAGGCCCUGUUUAUUGGCAUCGCAAAGGAUUGGCUUCAGAACCGGCUGCCCAAUGUUCAGUUCGCCUGUGAGGGCCUCGAGAUGAUGACCCGGCUGGACAACAAGGCGCAAUUCGACCAAAUGUGCCGCGAGUGCGGCGUGCCGGUGCCCGAGGCUGGCGUAGCCACCAGCAGGGAGGACCUGGAGAAUGGCUCAGUACCAUUCGGCGAGAUGGACGUCAUCAUCAAGCGGAUCGAGUCGAGCAUCAACCGCGAGGAGGAGAUCAAGGUCGUCCGCAGGGGCGGGAAGGCGCCCGAGUCCGUCCAGCCCACGCCCUCGGACCCCUGGCAGUGGCAGCGCUUCAUCCGCGGCACGGAGUACUCGGCCUGGUUCGUGGCCGUGGACGGCAAGAUUACGUUCCAGGGCUGUUACCGCUCCGAGAGCGACCUCCUGUUCUUCGACGGCAUCCCCGUGCCCGAGGACGUGGAGAAGGCCAUCGCUGGCCUCAUCGCGAAGUACAGGCUCACCGGCCAGUACGCCUUCGACUACUUCCGCGAGGACUCGACGGGCAAGUUCUUCGUGAUCGAGUGCAACCCCCGCGCCUCCUCGGUGCUGGAGGGGGUCUCCGGCACUCCUGGCUGGGGCGCCAGCUUCUUCGGCGAUGACGUCCGAUCCGCCACGCAGUACCAGAAGGCGGGCUUCUGGUUCCACCGCAACUGCUGGCCCUUUGUGGCCGACCGCUCCGAGGGCUUCUGGUCCUGGCACGACCCCCUGCCGGUGCUCGUCGCGGAGCUCGCGUGGCCGCUGGAGCUGCUCCGCACCAAGGGCGCGCUCCGGGGAGGCCCGCUCCCCAGGUCCCCAAGCGGCAUCCCGAUCGAGGCCGGGACGCCGCUGACGGCGCAGCUGCCCGCGCUCUUCGAGGCCCUGGGCCUCAAUUACCACCACCUCGACGUCAACAUCGGCAAGG